Molecule: messenger RNA, 489 nt
Organism: Puccinia graminis f. sp. tritici CRL 75-36-700-3
Lineage: Eukaryota; Fungi; Basidiomycota; Pucciniomycetes; Pucciniales; Pucciniaceae
Exons: 2
Coding region: 1-489 (162 amino acids)
Source: RefSeq, a predicted model, not a curated record
AUGAUCAAUCGAUCGUUCAAAAGUCAAAUGGAUGAUCCGCAUCCCAAAGCAGAAAAAAGCGGAAGAAUUGGUGGGUCAUCUGUCCGGAUCGAAUCCGUGAAGCUGUACGGAGUGCCAGAGGUCGGAGAGACCGGUCAUGAGAACGGAUCGGUGAUGUGUUGCACCCACCACAGAAAAGGUGAGCACACGGUGGGAGGUAUCCAUCACCCACCGGAUGGGCAACCCAACCGGAAGACUUCCGGUUGGAGGAACGUUAGAGCAUGGGGAAGUUAUCGUUCCUCCAACCGUACUCGACGACCUUAUCACGUUGUGGGACCCUCCGCUGAAGAAAUCUUGCCGACGAAUAAUACCGGAUCGACCUUCCAAAAACUUGCCGACAAAUCUUACCGGCUCAAUUCUCCCAAGUCUUCGGCUACGCUGAAGAAUCUCGACCCGAAGAAUCAUACCGGACCUACAUUUUAUCUUGCCGACGGAGGAAUACCAGCUUGA